This is a messenger RNA of Eriocheir sinensis (Chinese mitten crab), 2291 nucleotides long. RefSeq lists its product as uncharacterized. Lineage: Eukaryota; Metazoa; Arthropoda; Malacostraca; Decapoda; Varunidae. The record is from RefSeq and is a predicted model, not a curated record. The transcript has 8 exons. Bases 265 to 1329 code for a protein of 354 amino acids.
CGAGCCUCUUAUCAUGCCACUAAGUCAGCCAAUCCCACACUCCCAGUUCCUUCUACCCACUCGAGGCCCUGGUUCUAGUUCCCGUCCUGUCCGCCAGCUAGUCAGUCCCUCCAGCGGUUCGAUCAUCACGUCAUGGUCUGCUUCUAAGUGUACGUGACUCGAACUCUCAGCGGGAGGGCUUCAGAGUGGUCGUGGUGGCUGGAAGCGUCUCUACAACAUCGUCUUACUUCUGGUUGUGUUGGUUUGUCCCAAGCUCCCGGCAGGAUGAAGAUGUGGCAGGUUGUCCUCGCCGUUCUGGCAACACUGGCCUCCUCCUCCGCCCUGACGGUGGGUCCCGUCACCCUCCCCAACAACAACCGCUUCAUCAACUUCACGAAAGGAGCCUCGCCGGACAACAGUCUCCUGAGCUGCGACUUCGAGCUGGGGGCCGGUGAGGAGCUGUCACGGGUGUCGUGGGAGCUCAUCGUUGACGGGGCCAACGUGGGAACCUUUGACUGGGAGGGUCCCGGCGCAAGCAAAGCCGGCGGGCGGCUGCAGGGUGUGGUGAACCUGGGCCGAAACGACGGGGCGCUGCAGCUGACGGAGCUGCGGUACGACCUGAGCGGCGAGUACUCAUGCCGCGCUGUAGCGAGCAACGGUGAGGAGGCGGCGACGGCGCCCUGGGAGGUGCUCAUCGUGGACAGUGUAUCGCACCGCUCCACCCUCCACACCAAAAUCACCAAUUGUAGCUACACGACCAGCUACUCCACGCUGGCCAUGUUCCCGAAGCCCGAGGUGCGCGCCGGCCUAUACUCCAUAUCCACGGGCGGCUUCUACGACGAAAUCCCCAAGACUUCUUGGCGAACCGUGAAUCACGACAACGGGUCCGUCACGUAUUCCUACUCCGACUUCACCUUCCAGCUGGACUCGCGCACGCCUGAGGACGUCAGCUUCUUAGUGAAUGUCGGCGUGAUGAAGGCGGACGGCAACUUCAUCCCCGUCAGCUCCGCAAAGGACGAACACCUCAUCCUGCACCACCUGGGAUGUCCGGAGCCCCGCCUGGAGGAGUACCAGCACAUAAAAUACCACCGGGACACCAUCACCUGCCGCGGCGAGCACAAGGACACUGAGGCUACAGUGACCUGCAAGGAGGGUUACCACGCCGACGGGAACCGGGACGAGGUGCUGGUGAGGUGCGAAGAGUCGACUCACAAAUGGGUGCUGGAGGACGGAACGCAGGCCAGGAGGGAACACUUGGGCUGCGUGAUCAACCGGGCACCCAGUGCCGCCUCGAUCCCUGCCGCUCUCCUCGGCGUCGCCCUCGUCUUGCUCAGGCUCUCCGUCUCCUAGGCAGCCAGCCAGCCGGACAGACAGUCGUCACCAGAUCCAACACAGUUUGAUUGGUGCAGUCAGCGAGGUCAUCGGUGUGUGGUCAGAGCAAUUAUGUUACUCCGCUGUGGAUGUGUAGUGUUAAUUCGCACGUACAAGCAUAGUUAAGCAACAGUAGUAGUAGUAGUAGUUUAGAACUUACAAACAAUUGUAUAUGUUAAGGUAGAGUGCGUAGAUGCACGCCUAGUUGAGAACAAAUCAACAAAAGUAAAACUAAAGCUGUAAUAAAGUGAAACUAUUUUGGAGGCUAAAGGGCCUACCGUGCUGGUGUAGAAUAUGUAGCUGCACAAACUUUGUGAAACUGUAAAAAGUAGUGUAAGUUGUGCCCUCUUAAUGGCGUAGAGUAUGUCCACACACUGUGAGCUAGCACUGAUGUAGAAGUAUUACUUUCACGUGAAUAAUUCAUUUUUUGCAUCCGUCUUGUUUGAAGGUCAUUUCACGUCAUUGUUUUUAAUUCUCGAGCAUGGCAGUGACGAGAGCUGUGCUCACGAAGAUCACGGUAGCGUCCUGAUAAUAGACUAGUGUUUUGUGUUCUGUUUACAGUAAAGUAUUAGUGAGAACACCUUCGAGGCGAAGUGAUUCUCAAAAAUUUUAUCCACGGGACCCAGAUUCGAAUUUGGCACAGGCAGACAGAACGCCGCCUACCGCUGCAUUUACUUCAUCUCAUCUGAACUGAUCGAUGAACAGAAAACUAAGGAAUGCGACUGAUAAUCUGGAGAUCACUGGUGUCAUCGUGUCCCGGGCGUGAGGGUUGUUUAGGGGCACGGGUUUGAGAUGCUGGAAGCUGUGAGAGCCACCCAAGGAUUCUAACUCUAGGCUCCUUGCAGGCGCGCCGCCCCGACCUUGACCUCUGCCUCAAGUUCAGUAAGUUUUACUUCUUGAAGAUAUGUGUAGCAGUGAAAAAAUAAUAAAAAUAGUUUUUU